UUAUUAUUUGUUGUUUUAAACGAAUAAUGUUUUAGAUGAUUUUACUGAAAUAAUUUAGUUAUUAAAUAUAAAUUAAUUAAAUGUUCAUAAAAAUAAAUAUUAAAUAAAUAAUAAUUAUAAUUAUUUAAAUUUAAAAGGAAUACAAUUAAAUGAAAAUAAAUAUUUAAUUCAUUUUUAGUAGUAUUAUUAAAAAUUACUAAAGAAUAUAAAAUAAGUAAACACAACAAAAUGGAAAUUUUGAAACAGUUUAUUUUCUUUUCUCUAUUUUUACAAAUAUCUAGUGGAACCUUAUUUUCGUUACCAAAUUCUUGUGUCAAGGAAACGAAUGACCAGACGCUGGAAAAUCAAACCCUGUCAAAAUGCACCAAUCUCCUAGAGGAUUCCAAUCACCAUAUUCACAAUCAUCUAACAAUGCUCUACAGCAUUUACGAUUUAAAAUAUUCCCAAAUCAUCCUAAUCGUAUCGUCCAACAUUAGAGACGCAAUUUCCCUAGGAAGAUUCCUCUCAAGCAACAAUCUAAAACAACGAAAAAAAAAUCGUCAAAACAUUUCCAAUGAUCAACUUGCCACUUACGAUUUCAUCCUAAACAAUAUUCAUCUCUACGAAAAUCCAUCGAAGAAUCAAACAAUUUUCGUUUAUCCUCAAGAAACUGGUGACAACGAUUUAGCUGAGAUUCUAGCAUUGCAUAUCGUAAAGGCAGCAAAAAGUAUGAAGAUUAUCCUAACGACGAAUAUUUUAUCAGGGGGGAAUAAAAAUAACAUUCUGGGAACGUUUAAAAUUGCAGCAAAGUUUUUAAGAUAUCCGCGAAGUUAUGAAUACAGUAUUACGUAUUUUUUAACCGUAAAUGAUAAAUCCAAGGGGCAAUUUGAUAGUUCAAGUAACGACGUUCUAAAAACCCCGAGAAUCACCAAACAGGAAUUCAUUGAAAUUAUUCAGAACUAUUUGAAAAUUUUCCAAGAGAACGAAAAAAUCCUGGUAAAAUUCAUACUGAAUAGAGAGAGAAAUAUUAUUUUCACCGACUUUACGAAAAUUGAGUACGAAAAGAUUUUUCAACAUCUGAACACCUUGGGCCAAGCGACAGUGAAUCAUUACGAUUUUCAAAAUGUACAAAUACUUCAUCUUGAUUGUCUUAAUAAUUUAGCUAACGAUCAAUUGACCAUUGCGUUAAAUUCACUAAAAUCGACAUUAAUUUUAAACCUCCAGGACAAAACGAACCAAUCAAGAACACUUACGGGAAUAUUCGCAAAAUCGACGAAAUUGAACCAAACCUUUGGGAGUCUAACGGAAUUUUUCGAGUGCACCAAGAGCACAAAUGUCGAACCACUAAAGCAGUGUUUUGAAAAAUUAAGUAAAGAUUUCCAGCAAAUAGAAAUUGGAACAAAGGACAUUGCGUCAGCAAAUUAUUACUUGUCCCUAUUUUGUGAAGUUCAGCAAGCAUCUUUUAUAACGUUACCAGAAGUUGAAUAUUUACUUGAUUCCAGUAAGUGGACUGAGGAUUUAAGAAAUUUUCAUACUACGAUUCUCCGGAGGACGAAUGAUUGGUAUCGGAAAUUAAUCUCGAUAUACAAUGGUGUUCAGGAAGUGUCAGAAGAAGAUACUAAUAGAGAUUUAAAAAAUCAGUUGAAUAAUCUAAAAGAGGAUCCGAUCACAUUUCAUGAUGUAAAUACUGCUAAAAUUGCUCACGAAACAAUAAAAACGAAUUCAGUGAGAAUGAUGGCGAAUUAUACGUAUCAACGAAUUGAUAGUGAAAUGAAAUUACAAGUCAAGGGGAAAUUUUUAUUACUCAGUAAAAUUAUGAGCAGUAAUUGGUUUAGGAAGAGUUUUAAAAUAUUGGAAAUUUUUGCUUUGGAGAAAAUAAUUAUUGAUGAGGACUUAAUUGGCAGAGUGGAUGGUCUGGAUGUUUUUAUAUUCGCGCCUAUUUGGGAAAUUGUGGAUAGUAGACAAAUUACAUUGGAUGGCAUUCCUGGAGAGCAAAUUAGGGGCAAUUUGAAUCCGAAAGCCAGAAACGGAAACCAGGUUACAAAUCCGAAUGGACUAAACGGAAAGGCAGGUGUAUCGGGUGGCGCUGCAGGGACAUUCUUUGGAUUCGCCGAGACAAUCAUCAACGCACAGAAUCUGAAGAUAUCUCUAAAUGGUGGUAAUGGUUCAGAUGGACAAGAUGGUGGUGACGCUGCAAAUGGCGAUGAUGGAGAAACCCCAAGUACCUAUUUUAUUCAGGAAAAUUUAAAUCGUCACCGUUGCUCUUGGCCAGUGAGCAAUCCAUUCAUUUAUCAAAUCGGAAAACCUGAAGGGGAGAAAUAUUACGUUCCACUAAUUGGUACCUUGAUACCGCUUAAAUACAAACAGGAGUGCUACAUUUUUGGUUUAGACGGCUAUCCGGGUGGACAUGGGGGUCAAGGUGGUGUUAGCGGAAAGGGAGGAAAGGCUGGAAUUUACAAACUUUAUCCAUUUGACGAUUCCACAACAUUUGGAGUAAAUUUAUCGCUGGCGAAUGGUACAGACGGUAAAGGCGGUUUGGGUGGCUCUGCCGGUAAGGGAGGUCACACCUGGAAGGUAACAUUUCACAAUUACAACUAUUUUGAUUAUUCGGUGACUAAAAAUGAAACCUACAAUCGUGCCAUGGAUGGUAAUGAGGGAAGCGGGAAUAGCAGCAUCAUCGGGUUGAAAUUAAUUCCCCAUCGUCCGAUUCUACAGACGUAUGGCCAGACCGCAAAUCUCUACAAGCGGUACAUCUUGUCUGAAAUUGGCCAAAAUGGAAAUAAGUUUAUGAAACUUUACAAAAAAGUUAUCAAUAACGAACACAUUCUGAAGGAGUACGAUACACUGACACUUGUUGAUGAACUAAUCGAUUUAGAGCAGCACUACUACAAGAUGGACAAUAAGACCACCACCCUCUAUCUCUAUCAGUCCUGGAAGAAAAGAUUGAUUCACUAUUCGAAAAAUCGUAAAACAAAUGAGAUGAGUGAUGAAUACAGUGAAGUGUUACGUACCCUCCAGAGUACAGUGACAAAAAAGGUGAAACGUCUAUUCCAAAAUUCACAAAACUUUCUGAUAUUCAAGUUGGCUGAUUAUCUCCAGGAGACACAGCAACAGGUACAACAUCUACACAACGCGAAAACUGUUGUCGUCAUCAAGAAUAUGAAUAAAAAAUACACGGACGAGUAUGAUGACAAAAUUGAAGAAGCCCAGCGAAUAAUUCAAGACGAUCUGCAAAUGAAUCUAACCCAACAUAAUGAGGAGCUAUCCGGAGAAAUGGAAAUUCUUCUUCGACGAAUAGCUCAAUUGGCAAACAUCGAAGCCCAACGUGCCGCAGAACUGGUCAGAAGAUCAUCAUCGAUGCAAGAGAAGGCAAUAAUCAAGACAUUCAAUGAAAUCUUCACUAUUCUGAAUACAGCCCUAGGAAUAAUAAAUCCCGCCCUAGCGACAAUUGGCACAAAAAUUAGUGCCGCUGGUUCAAUUGUCCAAAACUUUCUCGACGACACAAUGGACACAAACAUCGACAUAAUGAUUCCAAACAUGGUAGACAAAUCAAAAAAAUUCUUCAACAACUGGAUCGACAUGAAACGCGAAUUCCAAAGGUUGACCAUCGACGAGAACCUUGAGAUCGUGGAGAAGAAUCGUCGUCAACUAGUCUCAAAGGGUAAAAAUGUCGAACCACUCGAAAAAAUCGAGAAAACCUUCAAGGACCUAAAGACCCAAAUGAAUGACAAGUCAUUCGACGUCAUCGCGAACCUAAAUCAACAACUCGAAACCGAAUCCAGUGCUUGGCAACAAAAGAAUAAGAAUCCAAAGAAAACCUUCACGGAAUCAUUGAAAGUUAUCAAUCACCUAAAAACCUACACCAGACUAAAGCAAAUGUUAGGCGACGUUUUGAGUAAGUGUCAAGAUCUCAAGAAUCCAAAAAAGAUCGACGGCAUCAGCGACCAAAUCGAGAAGGCUUUCAUCAAAACCCGAGAACUACGGAAUUUCAAGGAAGAAGUCCUUGAGGGUAUGCUCCCCCUCCUGAUGAAAAUCCACGAACACACGACAGCCGAAAACUUCCAUUCAUCAUCAGUGGCAUUUUUAGACUUUAAGAAAUUCCAAAUGGAACAAUAUUUCCAGAAUGUCUUCCAGCAAAUCGAUUACUUUGCUAGAGAAUUCAAACUGUCGUCCUACUUUGAUAAGACAUUGAAAAAAAUGCAAACCGUCGUCAAUAUGAUAAUCGGUACCUACACAAGAAUCGAGGAAUACGUCCAAACAAUGAAGAACGCAAAUUACGAAACCGAUCUCUACUUAUCCCCCUUCGACAUCACCUACGUUAAAGAUCCAAAAUUAAGCAUCUCAUUGGCAAAAAUGAUUCAACAAUCAUUCGCCAACAUUGUUCUUGACGACUACACCAAAUGGAUGGCAAGUUUCAAUCAAUACAUUUUCCCCUUUGCCGAUGAAUUCCUCGGUGUUUACGAUUCAUCAAUACCCGCUGUCGAUGAUCUAAUUGUCCGCGCCCAAGACGCUGGCGAACGUCUUGAAAUCUACGGUUCGAAAAUAAAUAAAAAACGUGCCGAAUUACGUGAAUUUGAAAAUACCGUCUCAACAAUAUUCGGCUAUAGUUUACCACCAUUUCACACAUGGUGCACAAGUGAAUAUCAAAAUGAAAUUAAUAAAUUUUUAUCGGGUAGAAAAAUAACACUUCACGCAAAUAUAACGGAACAUAAAAAUUUAAAUUCCGUUAAAUUUAGCGAUAUUUGGAUACGAUUGAGUAGUAAUAAUAAUGUCGACGAUAAGGAAAUGAAUCGUCAAUUGAAAAAUGACUUAAAAGGUUUUGCAUUCACAUUAGAACAUCAUGGUGAUUCACAUUAUCGUUGUGAUGAGAGAAUAUUUCUUAUUAAUUCGAAAAGACAUCGUGCUGAAAAAAUAUUUAAUGACGAAAAAUUAGAAUACUACGAUGAUAACAAUAAUUUAAUCUUAAAAAUGAUACCGGCGGAGAAAAUUAAGAAUGAUUAUAUAUUGAGUCCAUAUGCAACGUGGUCAUUGCAAAUUAUAAGUCGUGAUGUCGAUAAAAAUUAUACAAAUUUAGAAAAAUAUAAGACAAAAAUUAAUAUUGAAUUAGUUGGAUUUGGACAGUAUAGCGAUUUAAAUUUAAGUGUCUGCCAAACGGAUUUAAGGAAAUAUUACAAAAACGAAUUGUAAUUAAUUGUAUGCAUCGAUUUAUCGUUCAUUUAUUGAUUUAUCGACUACUAAUCGAUUACUCGACUAUUAAUCGAUCUAUCGACCCUUAAUCGAUUCAUCCACUAUUAAACGAUCUAUCGACUAUUCAUCGGUUUAUCGAUUAUUUAUUGUCAUAUCGACUAAGUAUCGAUUUAUAAACUAUUAAUCGAUAUAUCGACUUUUAAUCGAUUUAUCGAGUAUAUAUAGAUUUUUUGUCUACUAAUCGAUCAAACGACUAUUAUUAAUCGAUUCAUCGACGACUAAUUGAUUCAUCAACUAUUAAUCAAUUUAUCGACUUUUAUCGAUUAAUCGAAAAUAUAUUGAUUUAUCGACUACUAAUCGAUCGAACAUUUAUUAUUGAUCUAUUGAUUGUGAAUCGAUUUUUUUGUCAACUAAUCGAUUUAUCGUUUACUAAUCGAUGAAUAAAACGACUAAUUAUCGAUUUAUCGAAUAAUUAUUUAUUUAUCGAUUAUUUAUCGAUUUAUCGACUAUUAAUUGAUUGAUCUACUGUCUCGG
Leptopilina heterotoma is the source of this 5700-nucleotide messenger RNA. RefSeq lists its product as uncharacterized. Lineage: Eukaryota; Metazoa; Arthropoda; Insecta; Hymenoptera; Figitidae. The transcript has 3 exons. The record is from RefSeq and is a predicted model, not a curated record. Bases 229 to 5166 code for a protein of 1645 amino acids.